CUCAUACUGGGCAGAGUUGCCAUGGAACCCAUGAGGCAGUAUCUGAGUAACCAGCUUUACUUCGCGGGCCAGGAGUGGGAGAAAAAGCAACAGGUGGCAGAGGCGCGCGCAACUGAACACCAUGCUCCAGCUGCGGGGUGGCUUACCAGGGAGUUCCGCGUGACCAACGCUGCGAGUGGAACGUUGGACAGCAAGUUCUUCGAGCAAACCGAUGUGCUGCUGUUUGCAGCCCCAAUCUUCCAGAUACUCUUGCCUGUGUGCAUUUCCACAAUCGAGGCUGGGCACGCCACAAUUCGCAGGAGGGUGGAGGUGCAGUCGACCCAAACCCAUGGCGUAGACAUCGAGGCCCUCAGCGCCCAGCACGUAGUCGGCAAUGUGAGGAGGCGGCGGAGCUCGACGCAGAUAUUCAAGGAUGACCCCUGCUCCACUGGCACCGAGGACGACGCACCCGCAGAUGGCGCGCCAGUUGAAGCGGACGCGGGUACGGGCUUGGCUGACACGUCGGAGUUAUCUGCUAGAUACCAUGCCCUCGGCGGGGAGGCGUUCCAGAAUUUGGUGGAGAUCGGCAAGGCUGCGACCGAG
Messenger RNA from Prorocentrum cordatum, 582 nucleotides. NCBI's taxonomy places the organism in Eukaryota, Dinophyceae, Prorocentrales, Prorocentraceae. The record is from the annotation of a GenBank genome assembly.